This is a messenger RNA of Quercus robur (English oak), 3371 nucleotides long. Its product is annotated as anaphase-promoting complex subunit 5. Gene Ontology annotation, biological process: positive regulation of mitotic metaphase/anaphase transition; protein K11-linked ubiquitination; anaphase-promoting complex-dependent catabolic process. NCBI's taxonomy places the organism in Eukaryota, Viridiplantae, Streptophyta, Magnoliopsida, Fagales, Fagaceae. The transcript has 20 exons. The record is from RefSeq and is a predicted model, not a curated record. Gene Ontology annotation, cellular component: anaphase-promoting complex. The coding region runs from base 244 to 3012 and encodes 922 amino acids.
CUCCACUCCGGCACAUCAAUUUUCCCGGUUCUUUUUAAAAACCCCAAAUUUUCUUCCCCCAUAAACCCUAACCAAAUCCAUUUGCCAUUAUCGACCACCCUACAACCAAAUAAGUUAAACACCUUUAUAUUUCUCUCAUACUCUCCCACUCGCUCACACUCACUCACUCACUCACUCGCUAUACAAACGCAUAGAGAGUGGGAGAGAGUGAGAGUCUGAGUCUGAGUCUCAAAAUUCAAAAAAAUGGCAGGGAUUGUGAAACCGCCAGGCGAGUUCUCAAUCACGCCACACAAAGUUUCGGUUUGCAUUCUCCUUCAGAUCUACGCUCCUUCCGCCCAAAUCUCGUUUCAUUUCCCCUUCGCCUCCGUCGCUCAGCACAACCGGCUCGGCUUGUUCCUCUUAGCUCUCACUAAGUCGUGUGAUGAUAUUUUGGAGCCGAAACUCGACGAGCUGAUUGGUCAAUUGAGGGAAGUUUUUGGCGUAUUGAACCCUCGUUUCAUUGAUCAUUUAACAACUAGGCUUUCGGCUCUUUCGUCACCUGAUGACUUGUUUAACUUCUUUUCCGAAAUGCGAGGGAUUCUUGGCAGCCCUGAAUCUGGUGCUUUGGAAGAUGAGCAGGUUAUUUUGGACCCUGCUAGCAACCUAGGGAUGUUUCUCCGUCGUUGUAUACUUGCUUUCAAUCUGUUAGCAUUUGAGGGUGUGUGCCACCUUUUGACAAAUAUAGGGGUAUAUUGUAAAGAAGCCCUUUCAAGUUGUGCUUCUUAUGAGACAACUUGUUUUGAAGAUUCCAGUAGCAAUUUGGAGGCCUUUCCAGAAUAUGAAAACAUGGACUUGGAAAAUUUUGUCUUCAAGAAAGUUACCGAAGAAAUUGAAGCAAGAAAAAGGGCUAGUGAGAGAAUAUCUUUUCAUCUUCAUGCGCCAAAAGCACUUUUUAAUUUGGUUGAAGAUAUUGAAGCUCCUGCUGACCCAAAAUCCAAGCAUGGUGACAAAGUAGGAGAGGCUUCUUCAUAUGUGCAUCCUCCGGAUUAUGCAUUAAGAGAAUUUGAGCCCAAUAGUGGAAUAUUCCUACGAACAAACUGGCAGAUACAAGGGUACUUACAAGAGCAGGCCGAUGCACUUGAAAAGAAUGGAAGCUCUUUCUCUUUGAAUGCUUUCGAACUUAUUUUAAGGCAGCUCCAUAAAUUGGCACCAGAGCUUCAUCGUGUUCACUUCUUGCGUUACUUGAAUAGCCUUUGUCAUGAUGAUUAUUUUGCUGCUUUGGAGAACCUUCUCCGUUAUUUUGAUUACAGUGCAGGGACAGAAGGAAUUGAUUUUGUUCCUCCUGCAUCUGGUAGCAAUAGUUUUGGGAGAUAUGAAAUUGCUUUAUUGUUUCUAGGGAUGAUGCAUUUUCAGUUUGGGCAUCCAAAGCAAGCUUUGGAGGUUUUGACUGAAGCAGUUCGUGUUUCUCAACAGCUAAGUAACGAUACUUGUCUUGCAUACACUUUAGCAGCUAUCUGCAACUUGUUGUCUGAAAUUGGGGUCUCAAGUACAGCUGGGAUACUGGGGUCAUCAUUCUCACCUUUGACCAGUAUAGGCAUUUCGCUUUCUGUCCAGCAACAAUUGUUUGUCCUCCUGAGAGGGUCUCUAAAGAGAGCAGAAAGUCUAAAAUUGAAACGAUUGGUGGCUUCCAAUCAUCUUGCAAUGGCUAAAUUUGAUUUAACGCAUGUGCAAAGGCCUCUAGUAUCAUUUGGUCCUAAAGCUUCCAUGAAACUCAGAACAUGCCCCACUAAUGUUUGCAAGGAAUUGAGGCUAAGUUCUCAUCUGAUUAGCGAAUUUAGCUUUGAAAGUUCAACAAUGACAACUGAUGGUGCUUUUAGUACUGCCUGGCUUAAGAAUUUACAAAAGCCAUUGGGUUCAGCAAUUUUGUCCCAAGAGAAUGGAUCUGGAAGCAAUGAAAAUGCUUUCCAGUUUUGUGUGCAGCCCAGUUCAAUUCCUGGAUCUGUAUUGCAAUUAAUAGGUUCUUCAUACUUACUUCGAGCCACUGCCUGGGAGUUAUAUGGCAGUGCCCCUCUUGCUCGAAUAAAUGCACUGGUUUAUGCAACUUGCUUUACUGAUGCUUCAAGCUCAUCUGAUGCAGCAUUAGCAUAUGUGAAGCUCAUUCAACAUUUAGCAGUUUUUAGAGGAUACAAAGAGGCCUUUGCUGCUCUGAAACUAGCAGAGGAGAAGUUUUUGUCUGUAUCAAAAUCACGAAUCUUGAUACUAAAAUUGCAGCUGCUCCAUGAGCGUGCUUUACAUCGUGGACAUCUGAAGCUGGCGCAACAAGUAUGUGAUGAACUUGGAGUUUUGGCAUCAUCUGUCACUGGUGUGGACAUGGAGCUGAAGACAGAAGCAAGCCUUCGCCAUGCUCGUACAUUGCUUGCUGCAAACCAGUAUAGUGAGGCAGCAGCAGUAGCACACUCCCUGUUUUGCAUGUGUUACAAAUUUAAUCUACAGGUUGAGAAUGCCACUGUUCUUCUUUUGCUUGCUGAAGUCCACAAGCGAUCAGGAAAUGCUGUUUUAGGUCUACCAUAUGCAUUGGCAAGUCUCUCCUUUUGCCAAUCAUUUAAUUUGGAUCUUCUCAAAGCAUCAGCCACUCUCACACUGGCUGAGUUGUGGCUCUCACUUGGAUCAAACCAUGCAAAAAGAGCUUUAAGUCUUAUACAGGGGGCUCUUCCUAUGAUUCUUGGUCAUGGAGGUUUGGAGCUCCGUGCUCGAGCCUAUAUUGCAGAAGCAAAAUGCUACCUCUCUGAUCCAAGCUUUUCAGUUUCUGAGAAUUCUGAGGUCGUACUGGAUCCUUUGAGUCAAGCUUCUGUUGAGCUUCAAGUGCUGGAGUAUCAUGAAUUGGCAGCGGAGACUUUCUACCUAAUGGCUACUGUAUUUCACAAACUGGGGCAACUAGAGGAAAGGGAAGAAGCUGCAAAUUCAUUCAAGAAACACAUGAUGGCUCUUGAGAAUCCUCUAGACGAUGAAGAUCCUCUAUUCAACGUCUUAUGAUGAAGCCAAGUUGUAUAUUAAUCUAGACAAAGCCUGUAUAAUAUCCAUGAUAUCGGUAGCUUUCUCCCAAUUAAAGUGUCUAGUUGUAGAUAUGGAAAUAUAAUGGUUUCAUGCUUGGGGAGAAUGAAUGCUUCUCUAUUUGUUUCUUUCUUUUUAUUCCUCUAGAAUUUUCAGCUUUGCACCAUGUUAAUUUACAGAGUAGUUUGUAAGGCAAUUAGGCUUUGAUUAUUACGUUGAAAAUUUUGUCAGCAUUUAUGUAAUUCAUGUCCUUGUAAUUGCUUUUUAAGGCACUAUAGUAAUUGGAACAAGUCUAUCGUGUACCAUAUGAAUACAAAUCCUAUCUCACUUUUUGUGUUCUA